UGCUAACGGAAGUCAAAGUUUGAACGUUCGGCGCGUUUACUGCAGCAGUUUUGUUGUGAAUUUUGCAAGAAAACAGAAGAAUGGCCUCCCCUGCUACGUGCAUCACUGACGGUGCAUUCAAGACCCCUAAAAACAACCGGGUGAAGAGCGUUUCGAGCAUCGGAGGAACCCCGAUCACCAUCCCGGCCUCGCCUUUCAUGAAGAAGUUGGGCUGCGGCACCGGAGUCAACGUUUACCUGAUGGACAGAGUGGGAAAGUUGAACGCGUCUCCCUGGGCUGUGAAGAAGAUCAACAGCAGGUGUGCGAGCAAACAGGUGGCGGUUUACCAGAAGCGCCUGAACGAGGAGGCGAAGGUCCUGAAGGGAAUCGACCAUCCAAACAUCGUCGGUUUUCGUGCCUUCACCACUGCCAAAGAUGGAUCAAAGUGUCUGGCGAUGGAGUACGGAGGAGAGCAGUCCCUCAAUGACCUGAUAGAGAAGAGGAAAGAGGACGGCCUGAAGGCUUUUCCUGCUGCCAACAUUGAAAAAGUAGCGCUGCAUGUCGCUCGUGGCCUUCAGUAUCUCCACAAUGAGAAGAAGCUCCUGCACGGCGACAUGAAGUCGUGUAACGUUGUCAUCAAGGGCGACUUUGAGACCGUCAAGAUCUGCGACGUUGGCGUCUCCCUGCAGCUGGACGAGAACAUGUGUGUGUCCGACCCGAAGGCGGAGUACAUCGGCACAGAGCCGUGGAAACCAAAGGAAGCUCUGUGUGGAGAUGAAGUUGGAGAUGGAGAGAUCACUGACAAGGCGGACAUCUUCGCCUACGGACUGACUCUGUGGGAGAUGAUGACGCUGGCCAUGCCUCAUCUGGAGAUGCUGGGGGAUGAUGACGAUGAGGAGGAGGAGGAUGCAGAUGAGUCGAUGGAGGAGAGCUUUGACGAGGACGCCUACUACGAGCGUUUGGGGACGCGGCCGCCGCUGGACGCCGCCGCUCUGGGCUCCUCGUACCGCAGGAUGGUGGAGCUGUUCGUCCUCUGCACAGAGGAGGAGCCCAAGAAGAGACCCUCAGCUGCUCAGAUCGUCCAGGCUUUAGAGAGCAACGCUCCGCUGGAUAAAACACCCAGUGAGGUGAUCGUUAUCGACUGAUUGACUGGUAAAAGACUUUUAGUCAGGGAUUUAUAUUUGUGACUGCAGAUUAGGACAACGUGACGGGAUUUACUAGUUAACAUGUAGAAAUAUGAUACUUGGAAUUAGCCACAAAAGCUCACAGUUCUCUGUACUGUCCCAUCUUUGUGUUUACAUUUCUAUGUUUUUCUAUGAAUUUUUCAUGUCUUUUGUCAAUGUAUAUCAACUUUUAUACUGUAAAUGUUUAAUUUCUCUGUACAUUUCAUGUGUUUCUGCACUUCUGUAAACUUCUUUCUUGAUCAAA
This is a messenger RNA of Centropristis striata (black sea bass), 1407 nucleotides long. RefSeq names its product PDZ binding kinase (gene pbk). The record is from RefSeq and is a predicted model, not a curated record. Gene Ontology annotation, biological process: protein phosphorylation. Bases 81 to 1124 code for a protein of 347 amino acids. NCBI's taxonomy places the organism in Eukaryota, Metazoa, Chordata, Actinopteri, Perciformes, Serranidae. The transcript has 7 exons. Gene Ontology annotation, molecular function: protein serine/threonine kinase activity; ATP binding.